This is a messenger RNA of Microplitis mediator, 718 nucleotides long. RefSeq lists its product as uncharacterized. Lineage: Eukaryota; Metazoa; Arthropoda; Insecta; Hymenoptera; Braconidae. Bases 101 to 568 code for a protein of 155 amino acids. The transcript is spliced from 2 exons. The record is from RefSeq and is a predicted model, not a curated record.
AAAUACAUCGACAGACAGAGCUUAUAAAGGGGGAGGAUGUUACGAUAAAGUUUCACUAGUGUUUCACCCAUUUGAUACGACGUUUCAUGCAAAAACAAUCAUGAAGCGUUUAUUACUAAUAUUUUUUGUCCUUACAGUGGUGAUAUCUGCUCAUGCUGGCCUGGUCAAGCGUGAGGAGGAGAGUGUCGAAGGAGGAUUGACAGGAUUAAUGCAGAAAAUAAAAAAUUUUGCAAUGAAACUACCAUUCGUUGGGGAAUUGAUAGGAGAUACUAUUGGAAAACUUAUAGAUUGGUAUGAAAAACUCCAGGAAAUGACUGAUGGAGCCAUUGGGCGAUUACUUGGUGGUGCAUUCCCAUGUACAUUAACGUUGGAUAGCUUCGCUUGUUCUGGUACAACCCUCGGUGACAAUUUGUCAACUAUGGUUGGAAAAAUGCUAAAACCGUUACCCUCGAUGUUCUUCCCUGACGGUUUGAAAGAUAUUAUUGAGUGGAGCAUUGACUUUUUCGUUGAACCGGUACUUGACGUUGUCUUUGGUGGAGUAACAAAACCAGAAGCUGCACAAAAUUAAUUUUAUCCAUUCUUUUAUAUUUAAUUAUUAUUAUUAUUAUUAUUAAUUUAUUUUAUCAAUAUUAUAUGUAAGAAUUUAUUAUUGUUAUAAAUUCUAAAGUCAUUGAUGUGUUUUGUAAUAAAGAUAUUAAUAAAUUUUAUUAAUAUUCAA